Protopterus annectens (West African lungfish) is the source of this 1440-nucleotide messenger RNA. RefSeq names its product actin, alpha cardiac muscle 1-like. Lineage: Eukaryota; Metazoa; Chordata; Ceratodontiformes; Protopteridae. The record is from RefSeq and is a predicted model, not a curated record. Bases 143 to 1276 code for a protein of 377 amino acids. The transcript is spliced from 9 exons.
GGGUGGGAGGAGAUCCUGACAAGGGGGGGCUAUAAAUGUUGAAGCUCCCACAUUCUCAGUGCACCAUCCCAAAGCAGCUAACCCCGGCCAAGCAUCGUCAGGAUAAUUUGUGAGAGAUUGUGGUACGUUGACAGAAGGGAAGAUGUGUGACGAAGAGGAGACAACUGCAUUGGUUUGUGACAAUGGUUCUGGUCUCUGUAAGGCAGGCUUCGCCGGGGAUGAUGCUCCCAGAGCUGUCUUUCCAUCUAUUGUGGGACGCCCCAGACACCAAGGUGUGAUGGUUGGCAUGGGUCAAAAGGACAGCUAUGUAGGUGAUGAAGCACAGAGCAAAAGAGGUAUUCUGACACUCAAGUACCCUAUAGAGCAUGGCAUUAUAACAAACUGGGAUGAUAUGGAGAAGAUUUGGCAUCACACCUUCUACAAUGAACUGCGAGUUGCUCCAGAAGAGCACCCAACUCUCCUUACAGAAGCUCCUCUUAACCCCAAGGCAAAUCGUGAAAAAAUGACUCAGAUCAUGUUUGAGACCUUCAAUGUACCAGCAAUGUACGUUGCCAUUCAAGCUGUCUUGUCCCUUUAUGCUUCUGGACGUACAACUGGUAUUGUUCUGGACUCAGGUGAUGGAGUCACACACAAUGUACCCAUCUAUGAAGGCUAUGCCCUUCCCCAUGCCAUCAUGCGUCUGGACCUGGCUGGCCGUGAUCUCACUGACUACCUCAUGAAGAUCUUGACUGAACGAGGCUACUCCUUUGUCACUACUGCUGAACGUGAAAUUGUCCGUGACAUCAAAGAGAAGCUUUGUUACGUCGCUUUGGACUUUGAGAAUGAAAUGGCCACUGCUGCCUCCUCCUCUUCACUAGAGAAAAGCUAUGAACUUCCUGAUGGCCAGGUCAUUACCAUUGGUAAUGAGCGCUUCCGGUGCCCUGAGACGCUCUUCCAGCCAUCUUUCAUUGGUAUGGAAUCUGCUGGUAUUCAUGAGACGACUUACAACAGCAUCAUGAAGUGUGACAUUGAUAUUAGGAAGGACCUGUAUGCCAAUAAUGUCUUAUCUGGUGGCACUACCAUGUACCCCGGGAUUGCUGAUCGUAUGCAGAAAGAAAUCACUGCCUUGGCUCCCAGCACAAUGAAGAUCAAGAUCAUAGCACCCCCUGAGCGCAAAUACUCCGUCUGGAUUGGUGGAUCUAUUUUGGCCUCUUUGUCUACAUUCCAGCAGAUGUGGAUCAGCAAACCAGAGUAUGAUGAAGCUGGGCCAUCUAUUGUUCACCGCAAAUGCUUCUAAACUGUCCACUCUUGUAUAUGUACUUCUCUACAUAUAAACUGUGAAUAUACUGUAGGAGCAUAUGUCCUCACAGUUUCAUUCCAAUGUCUGCCUUCCUUGCUGUAUUAAUGGAGUGAAUGAGGAAAACUAUUUCUGGGAUAAAUAAAGCUUGAAUGUUCUGCCAA